Xiphophorus hellerii (green swordtail) is the source of this 2558-nucleotide messenger RNA. RefSeq names its product complexin 3b (gene cplx3b). Bases 379 to 849 code for a protein of 156 amino acids. Gene Ontology annotation, biological process: neurotransmitter transport; synaptic vesicle exocytosis; regulation of neurotransmitter secretion. NCBI's taxonomy places the organism in Eukaryota, Metazoa, Chordata, Actinopteri, Cyprinodontiformes, Poeciliidae. Gene Ontology annotation, molecular function: syntaxin binding. The record is from RefSeq and is a predicted model, not a curated record. The transcript is spliced from 3 exons. Gene Ontology annotation, cellular component: SNARE complex; terminal bouton.
AUUGGGUGGAGGGAGGGAGUGGUGGCGGAGGAAGGAGUCACGGGAUUGGUAGAGUUCAGCGCCAAACUUGUUGACUCAUAACUGAGCUGCUCCUCUCCGUCCAUCUCGACGCGGAGCUGUCCGGGGCCAGUGGUGCUGAAACUGUCAAGCUAUCCGACGCGCCUCCAGGGCUGAUAGCACAUUCCUCUGAUUCCAGGUUUAAGCAUUUCCCAAAGUUACGCUCAUUUUUUUUUCGUUUGUAUCCCUUUUUUGCGUGAAGACUCAAGGCGUCUGAUUUGAAUUUGGAAGAAAUCUUCCCACAACCCCGCCGCUCUCUCCAGGAGCGCACCGAGUCUGUAACGUCAGCCGCUCAAACCGAGGACUCUCCGGACCGCAGUCAUGGCUUUCAUGGUGAAACACGUGGUGGGAGGGCAGCUGAAGAACCUGACAGGCGGCCUCACGGAGGAGAAAUCCGAGGGAGAGAAAACAGAAGCCUCCGCGCAGGGAAUGACUCAAGAGGAAUUUGAACAAUAUCAGCAACAGUUAGAGGAGGAAAAACAAGAACGAGAAGCUAAUUUUGCCCAGAAGAAAGCAGAGAGGGCUACAGUCAGAACCCAUUUUCGCGAAAAGUACAGACUACCAAAGAAUGAGCUCGACGAGACCCAGAUCCAGCAGGCAGGGGACGACGUGGUGCUGCCCACAGAGCUGGCCAAGAUGAUUGCUGAGGACAACCAGGAGGAGACGCACAAGCAGUCUGUGCUCGGCCAGCUGUCCAACAUCCAGAAUGUGGACAUCGACCAGCUGAAGGACAAAGCCCAGGCCACACUGGAAGACCUCAAGAAGCAGACGGAAAACUGCAAUCUCAUGUGAAGUGGGCCUGACCUGUUCCACAGAGUUUCACUUGUGCAGAUAUUUAUCAGAGGCAGAGCUUCUCCAGGUGUAGACAUUUUCUCAUUGCUCUGGUUGAAUGUCAGUUAGCAGAGUUGCAUAAUUAUAGUUUUAUGGAGAUCAAAAUCAGACUGGAGCCUACGAGAUCUUUGGCUCACUUUCUAACCAGUUAAAACCAUUUUGAGUCUUAAUCAUCCUGAAUGUUGUUCCUGUUUUUACAAAAAAAGAAAAAGUAAGAAAAUGAGCCAAUUUGCACUCUGAUAAAACUGAAACCAAUGAGAUCAUUUCUGCAGGUUUGAGCGAGUUCUUCUCUUGGUAAAUUUGUACAGUGCACCAGAUCCUUCAUUCCCUGUAUUCCCAUUCUCCUUCGCUCUCUGUACCUGGCCAGUGACAACACCAUGCAGUUCUGCAGCAGAGGUCGUAGCAGUGUGUAUGUGUGUGAUUUUUCCUCAGCAGAGGAAUUUUAUUGGCUAAGGCGUGCAUCUCCAAUAAAGUCAGGACCGCUGGGGUCAGCUGCUCGGUUGGAACAAGAACACACAUUCACAAGCUUAACACUCAGGGCCGGCCUAAGUUAGAACUGGGCUCUAAACAAAAUUUGAUUUAGAAGACCUUCACCCACACGCCAGAGUGUCUACAACCACUUUUAGUUUGCAUUACGUCUUCAUUCUUUUUAAUGAAAUAUUGGUUGAUAAAAAGUGUUUUAGAAGGUGAAAACAACCAGUAGAUCCUGGAUAUUGGGUACUUUUUCUGACUUACUCAUAAGCUUUCGCAGCGUAGUAGAGUUAGGCUGAAUGGGUGAGUCUGACUGGUUUUGCUUUCAUGCUACAAAAAAGUGGUCAGGUAUUUUCCAAGUGUAUUCUUCAGCCAUUGUGUAUCAGUUUUGUUUCUGAGUGUAGUUAAGAAUUUUGUCGAACUAUGACAAUUAUUAGCCAUAGUAAUGCUCCAGCGGUUCUUAUUGACUUUCUAUUGAGAAAGAGGAGCGAUUCUGAGCUCCCAUUUAAACUCUGAGUCAUCUCCUUUUGGGAUUAACAUUAGCUUACAGUAUAACGCAAACAUUCAUAAGUACAUCAAAAAAAUAUUCUUAAAAUUAUCAGGUAUAAAAGCAGGUACAAAAUGUCCCUAGAACAGCAUUGACAUAUCUCAUAGUUGGUCUUGUGGCAAGUAGCUUCAUCUUGAAUGCAAAAGAGUCGGGUACAAAAGCAAACUAGAAAAGUGUGAAAUGGUAAAUUAACCAAUUGAUCUUGACCACUCUGGUCAGAAUUAGAGGACUCUUUGAGGACCCUGCAGGCCUGGGGGCCCUAAACAGCCUUGAGCCGGCUCUGCACACCAGCUCAUGUUAAUUAUACAAACAAAAUCAGACAAUUUAAUGGGCAACAACUGUUUAGGACAACUAAAAGGUUAAUCUUCCAUGGCAUUUGUUUUUCCUGUUGUUUUUGCAGCCUUUCUUGUGAGCCUUGUUGGUGAAGGCUGAAGCUCCAAGAUAAAUGAAUCGCUUUCUGAGCGGUUAAUUUAUUAAACAAUUUAUUUCUUUAUUUUUAGUUUUACUAAAACCUACAAAUAAUUACUCACUUGUUUAGGUGUGAAGACUUGCAGUGAUGAAUGCUUUACAUGAACAUGUUACUGUGUGCAAAGUUAAUCUGGCUUCCAUACAAUACCAUUUCUAUCCACUAUAUACAGUAUAUAUAAUUAUA